AUGGGCGACCCGUACAACUCCGGUCACGACCAAGGCUACCUCCAUGCAACCGGUGACGGAAACCUCAGCAACAUGAUCAACUCCAAUGGGUACGACCCAUUUCAACAGCAAGCGCUCAUCAAUCGAAACACCCAUUCGUCGACGACAUAUUCUUACCAUGAUUCGACCAACUAUCAGUUGUCUCCCCAGGCCGCACAAUAUUCACCUAGGCAGCAUCAGGCUAAGACUCACCCUUGCGACGCACAGCUAACCCCACACACCCGCGGUACCCUCCCCUACCAGUCAGAAACAAUGUCUCGCGAUCCGUCACAUACUUCGUAUCGUUCCUCGAUGUCUUCCGGUCAACAGUAUGGAAGUCCGCACUUCGAACAGCGCAACUCGGCCCCAGGCAUCUGGUCCUCAAACAGACUCGACAUGCAACGCUCAAGAUCUAUGUACUCUGACGCCUCGACGUUGCACAGUCAGCCAAUCAAUCCUCAUCUCGAUGCACCUGAAGCGUAUCAGCAGUACGUCGACUCUUACGAUCCAGAGCCAAUAUACGCACUAGCGACGAACUUUCUAACCACGACACGGCGCCAUUCACCAAACAUGCAUCUAGAUGAGUCGGUCAUCGACUUUUUCUCCAACACAACGGACGUGAACUUAUCGGAUUUUGGAAUGGGAGAUAUUGGUCGCAAUGCCGGGUAA
Messenger RNA from Ascochyta rabiei, 687 nucleotides. RefSeq lists its product as uncharacterized. NCBI's taxonomy places the organism in Eukaryota, Fungi, Ascomycota, Dothideomycetes, Pleosporales, Didymellaceae. The record is from RefSeq and is a predicted model, not a curated record. Bases 1 to 687 code for a protein of 228 amino acids. The transcript has a single exon.